AAAAUAGUUAGUUUUGGUGUACGACGAGUUCGAAAGUGUUCUUUAGUAUUGCUGCUGUUGAGUUAAAAAAAAGCAGAAAAAAUAUAUCUCGAACUAUUUUUUGGCUUAUAAACGAGUACAACAACAAUAAUAAAUAUUCUAUUUUAUAUUGUACCCAAUUUCAUCGAGUUUUCUUGGCCACGAGUUAUUUAUUAAUUACUAUAAAUUUUGGUAUCCAGUAAGGUUGUGUGUUGUUGAUGUUGUGCCUAGUUCACCCGUGGAAUUUUUUUGCGAAUUUCGCUUUGGUAUUCAUUCGUUAAAGCAUGCUGAAGAGAACCAACCAAAUGUAUCAACCGAAUUUUUAGUGUCACUUAUUCUAUUUCUGGCUAAGUUUUUCUUUCGAGAACAAAGAAGUAAAUUUUAACGCGUAAAGUGCAGAAAAAAUAUAACAAGAAAGAAAGAAGUAAAAAUCGGUGAAUAAGGCAAACACAAAAAGUGCUAAAGAAAGAACUGUCUUCCUGUUUGUGUGGCCUACGGGUUGUUUUUCUGUUUGGCUGUGAGCGAAAUAAAAACUUCAGCGUUUCAUCAAAUCCGACGACAGAAAAAUCUGCACAUAUUCGCAAGCUUUGGAAGAAUCAAGAAGGAUAAAUAUAAUUGCAGAGCAAGCUUAAUUUUUAAAAUUGCUUUGAAAGUUUAAUAUAUCUUUCAAACAUAAAGCCUACCAACAUCAAAGAAAAAAACAUAAAGAUACUAAAAAAAAUUGUGAUAUUGGUUUGCAAGACAAAAGAAUUUUAUGUCGAAAUUCUGCCUUGGCUAUGGAUUGUAAAUUUGUUGUAUAUAAUGCGGCUCGAGACAACAACUUAUCGCAGUUGAAGCAUACCCUCUCCAACAGAUCAGAGUCAGAAACAAAAAUGCUUAUAUCUGCGAGAGUUAACGGAGCAACACCAUUAGUAAUUGCCUGUCGAAAUGGUCACUAUAACAUUGUAGAGUAUUUGCUAAAACGACACGCCAAUGUUGAGCAAGUAGGUUCCGUGAGUUUUGAUGGUGAGCCCAUUGAGGAUGCGCCACCGCUAUGGUGCGCCGCAGCAGCUGGUCAUUAUGGUAUUGUAAAGCUCCUUGUUCAUCAUGGGGCAAAUGUAAAUAGUACCACCCGCACUAACUCUACACCACUCCGCGCUGCUUGUUUUGAUGGACAUUUUGAUAUUGUCAAGUUUCUGGUGACCAAUGGUGCAGAUUUUGAAGUGGCAAAUCGACAUGGACAUACAUGCUUAAUGAUCGCAUGCUACAAAGGUCAUUAUAAGAUCGCUCAGUAUCUAUUAACUUUAAAUGCAGAUGUGAAUCGGUGUAGUAUAAAAGGAAAUACCGCUUUGCAUGACUGCGCAGAAUCUGGUUCACUCGAGAUUUUGCAAUUGUUGUUAAAACAUGGCGCAACAAUGGAUGUCGACUAUUAUGGUAUGACGCCGCUUUUGGCUGCGAGUGUGACAGGGCAUUUGCCAAUUGUGGAACAUCUUAUUACUUUGGCCUGCGUUAGUAGAAAAAGUCGCAUCGAUGCUUUAGAACUCUUGGGUGCAACAUACGUAGACAAAAAACGUGACAUGAUUAGUGCUUUGUCCUUGUGGCGAAGGGCAAUGGAGGAUCGAAAUCAAGAACCUAAAAUACCAAAAACUAUCAGCGAACCAAUUGCAGCUUAUGAAUAUGUAUCGGAAGUGAAAACAAUAGAAGGACUCGAAGAGUUAGUGCUAGAUCCCGAUGAAAUGAGAAUGCAAGCUUUAGUUAUACGACAGCGAAUUUUAGGUCCUACACAUCCUGAUACAAGCUAUUACAUACGUUUCAGAGGAGCGCAUUAUGCAGAUGCUGGACGUUUUGAUCGUUGUAUUGAGCUAUGGACGUAUGCUUUGACGAUGCAGCAGAAAAUUUUACAACCUCUCAGCCCAAUGACCCAAUCAUCUUUGUUAUCAUUUGCGGAACUGUUUAGUUUUAUGCUUGUUGAAGCCGGUCGUUUAUUGCCUCGCGGUCGCAUUGUUCCUCCAAUUGAAGCCAGAGAUAUGUUGCUGAUAUUUAAUAAGGCUGUUCUAGAAGUGGAGCGAGGCCUUAAAUGGACUAUAGAACAGGAAAAAAAUCCGGCCAUAGUACCAUCAAUACAUGAUUGUAAUCACGAUCCAAACGCGCUGAGCCGCGCCUUAGUAAGCGCUUUACAUAUUGGUUGUUUAUUGGCUUCCCUCGAAGAAGAUGAAAGUUUCUGCCCAAAUAUGCGCAAACAAAUUUUAUAUUCUUUGUACAAGUUGAAUCGGCUUAAAGUGUCUGUUCGAUCGGGACGAACAGCUCUACACUACGCUUGUUACCGAGAGGGAACCCUUGUCGGUCGUUAUCCAGCUUGUCAGUUUCCUUCCCCAGCACUAGCUAAAGCUCUACUCGAAGUUGGAGCUGACCCAAAUGCUAGGGAUGAUGCAGGAAACUCUCCUUUGCAUUUGGCUGCAACAGCGCAACAAUGUCCUCGAACGCUUUCAAAAGUUCUUUUAAAACAUGGCGCGCAUCUGGAUGCCAAAAAUGAUGCCGGUGAAACUUUCGAAUCAUUGUUGAAACCCAGGAAAAUCCAUGAAGUCGUCAAUCCAUUGAAAUAUACCACUCUAGCUUGUUUGGCUGCACGAACCAUACAAAAACAUCGAAUUAAAUAUAUGAACAUUGUGCCUCCAUCGCUUUAUACUUUUAUUGAAAUUCAUUAAUUGCUGUAGAGCGUCAAUACCGCGAUGAGUAAUGGUAUAUUGUACGCUUAUAGUGUGGAUGACCAUUAACCAUGUGGCAAAUGUUCGAGGUUAUAAAUAAUUUGUGAUCGUUUUUCAAAUUUGAUUCAAUCUUAUUUUACAUGUAUAUUGCUUAUCGAGUGACAUAUAAGAAAACAUUUAAGUUAAUUAUACUAACGUUCAUGUUUAUUUUAUUUUUCUUUAAUAUUUGCACUGAUAAAUAUAAUGUAACAAAAUACAGUAGACUUUAGAGGGUUCAAUGUUAAUUUGGUUUUAAAUCAUUGAUUCGGAAAGGAACAAACCAUUAUAGGAUCAUUUUAUGACAAACAGAAAACUCUGUGCAAGUCACAAAUUAGGGGUAUUGAUAAACAGAUUAAGUUUUAUAUGAAAGUGUUUGAGCAAAAAUGAUGUCGAAAAGGCAAAAUUGUAAAACUCUUAUGGAAUACUUAACGAUUUGUGUGUCUAGGAUUAAGUAUAUAAUACAUUCAUAUAAAUACAUUCAUAGAAAGAAGAGAAAUCAAACGACUAGGCAAAUAAGUAUAACAAAAUAAACUUCAUAAUUUGAAAA
Molecule: messenger RNA, 3288 nt
Organism: Bactrocera tryoni
Lineage: Eukaryota; Metazoa; Arthropoda; Insecta; Diptera; Tephritidae
Product: protein fem-1 homolog CG6966
Exons: 6
Coding region: 795-2702 (635 amino acids)
Molecular function (GO): protein binding
Source: RefSeq, a predicted model, not a curated record